Oncorhynchus keta (chum salmon) is the source of this 2428-nucleotide messenger RNA. Its product is annotated as peroxisomal succinyl-coenzyme A thioesterase-like. Gene Ontology annotation, molecular function: fatty acyl-CoA hydrolase activity. Lineage: Eukaryota; Metazoa; Chordata; Actinopteri; Salmoniformes; Salmonidae. The transcript is spliced from 10 exons. Bases 408 to 1721 code for a protein of 437 amino acids. The record is from RefSeq and is a predicted model, not a curated record. Gene Ontology annotation, biological process: fatty acid metabolic process; acyl-CoA metabolic process.
CUGCCCUCUCUGCUUUCCUUCCAUUGAAAUUAGUGUAUCGUGAGGGUAGACUUUUGAGUUUAAUUAUACUUUUAUAUUACGUGAGGAACUUUUAUUUUGAAAAUGUCAGAAAUUCAGAGACCCGGAACUACCGUUUUAGUGUUGCUGACUGACGCUUAUUAAGCGGACCCUUUUACCAAACAGUGCGUAAACCCAAGUCUAAGUUGUUAUUAACCGGUGAAGUAAGUAACAGUCCUUUGAGAAAAAUCUUGCCACCUUUGUGAAGAUGAAUCAUGCAUAGGCCUACAGUUCAUCGCUAUGGGUUUCUAGUUGCUGUAACUUUGUGAGCAGUGCCGCACAGACUUUGUACUUUCCUGCACGAGUAUCUACUCGCACCAGAAUUAUGUAACUACACAGAGCGGUUUUCUAUGUGUUUGUCCACCAUGGUUGGGACUUUCCCGCUUCUGUCAGUGCAGCCAACGCGGGGGCUCGUGGAUGAGAAGAUCCAGGUAGUUGUGAGGAAUUUACCUCCAGCGCUCUCAGUGACAAUACAUUCCCUUCAUCGCUCUGAGGAUAAGGACCUUUGGGAGGCGUUUGGCCAUUACACCAGCGACGGCCAAGGCACGGUGACAGUUGCUAAGGAUGCCAGUCUUGGAGGAACAUAUGAAGGAGCAGAGCCCAUGGGUCUACUGUGGAGCAUGCAGCCUGUUCCAGGCAGUCGGACAGGCCUCAGGUUGAGAAAGAUGGAUGUCCUCACUCCUAUGGUGGUACACAUCUCUGUGUACAGUGGGCACAUGACUGAGGGCUUCAGCAAGCUGUCUCCUCUAGUGACCGUUGUCACAGAACGAUGGUACAUGGCACCGGGUGUGUGCAGAAUUGACAUCAGGGAACAUGGAGUCCGAGGGACCCUCUUUUUACCCCCAGGUCCUGGACCCUUCCCUGGGGUGUUGGAUAUGUGGGGAGGGGGUGGGGGGCUGGUGGAGUACCGCUCUGGCCUCCUGGCGUCACACGGUUUUGUUUCCAUGGCGCUAGAGUACCUUCCCCAUGACAAGAACAGAACCUCAGACAUCGAAUCAAAAACCUACUUUGAGAAAGCGUUCAGGAUUGUGCAGGAGCACCCCCUGGUGAUGAAGGACAGAGUUGCUCUGUUUGGUCUCUCCUUAGGCGCGUCAGUCGCCCUCAACUUGGCAGCCUACUCCAAAGACAUCAGCCCCAAAUGCUUUGUGUGUAUCAGUGGGAGUCACGUCAACCCUGUCAACAAGUUUAUCGGCGAGGUGUUUAGAAAGAUGAACAAGGAUGGGCAUAAGAUCCGAUUUGAUGAAGAGGGCCGUGUGGUCUGGAGAGACAUCAUUCUGCCUAUCCCAACCGACCUUGGAGAGAAAGUGGAUAUGGGGAGGAUAAAGUGUCCAUUGAUGUUGGUCGUCGGGGAGGAUGAUCAGAACUGGGCCACAGUGGAGUCUGCUAAGGACAUGACCCAGAUGAUGUGUGCAGCGGGUAACGAGCACCUGCUGACCAUUCUACAAUACCCUGAUGCUGGACACCUCAUUGAGCCGCCCUACACACCCCACUUCAGAGCCAGCAACUUCAUAAUGCAGCAAACACGACAGAAAGUGAUCAUGUUGUGGGGAGGGUACACCAAGCCGCAUGCCGAUGCUCAGGAAGACUGUUGGGAGAAGAUCCUUUGCUUCCUACGGCAACACCUCUACCCCAGCCCCGACUCUGUCCCUCAGGCCAAGCUGUGAUGUCACACCCGGGGAGCAUCAAGGGCCUAGUAUGAUUGACUAAGCUAUAACUUAAAAUAUAAAGUGUUAAUGUAUUUUUUAAUUUUUUAAGUCUAAUUAUUUUAGUGGGUGGGAGGGUUCGUCUAAGCUAAUAAUUAUACAUAACAGGAUUCUCGAUACCACUCUUAACGACCAAGUGAAGAAUCUUAUAGUGUGUGACCCCUGUCUUGCCAUGUAAUUUAGUGAUUUUCUUUUAGAUGUCUCGGUCUGACAAACACCACUGUAGCUCAGUCACCUUCCACCUCAGAUGUGGAAUGUCGACAUAGGCGGAUGGGGUGGAUUGAGAGACAGCCCAAGAUAAAAAAACAGAUAUUUAUCUUAAACUGACAGUAUUUUGGGUGCAUCAAUAUACUCUUAAGGAGUAAUAUUUAUGAAAUGAGUGAGAGUCAUCAGUGAGAGUCAUCAGACCAGUGAACACAGCUGUACAACAUAACUUGAGGGCUGAUGAGGAGUGUCCACAAUAGUGGGUCAGUCUCUCAUUCACUGAACUGUACGAGUUUCAACCUGCCAAUAGUGUUAAGACCUGUGCCUGAAACCUAACUGCCAUAGUACACAGAUGAUUGAUUCUAUUUUUUGAUUCAUGAGGAAAUGUAUUGUCUAUGAUGAUUAUAAUAAAUCGGAGGAGGAUGAACAAUAAAUAUGUUGUUAUUGAGAGCAUGAGAGAGCUA